Parnassius apollo (apollo) is the source of this 4245-nucleotide messenger RNA. NCBI's taxonomy places the organism in Eukaryota, Metazoa, Arthropoda, Insecta, Lepidoptera, Papilionidae. The record is from the annotation of a GenBank genome assembly.
AUGAUCGGAGUUAGAUCAAAUACAUUUAAUGAUAAUUCUGGAGAACCAGAACAAGAUGCUAAUUCCGCCUUGACAGAGCUGGAUAAAGGUCUACGAUCUGGAAAAGUAGGCGAACAAUGUGAAGCAAUCGUUCGUUUCCCUCGUUUGUUCGAAAAAUAUCCAUUUCCUAUUCUUAUUAAUUCAUCCUUUUUGAAAUUAGCAGAUGUUUUUCGUAUGGGUAACAACUUUUUAAGACUUUGGGUUUUGCGCGUCUGCCAACAAAGCGAGAAGCAUUUAGACAAGAUUUUAAACGUAGAUGAGUUUUUACGUAGGGUUUUUAGUGUUCUACAUUCAAACGACCCUGUAGCAAGAGCUUUGGCACUUAGGACCUUGGGUGCUGUUGCUGGUAUUAUCCCAGAGAGGCAAAAUGUACACCACGCGAUACGAAGAGGACUUGAGAGCCAUGAUAAUGUUGAAGUUGAUGCUGCAAUAUAUGCAACAACAAGAUUUGCCGCACAUUCAAAUGCCUUUGCAGUAGCAAUGUGCAACAAACUGUCCGAUAUGGUGGAAUGUGAGAGUACAGCAGCAGAGAGAAGGGCAAAGCUUGUUAGAGCCCUAAGAACUGUACAUGGAGGCGCUGUGAGAGCUCAAGGCGUCUUAAAGUUGCUGCGAUCUUUGCUGGAAAAGUUUCCUUCAUCAAGUUCUGUCAGAGCAGCCAUUACAGCUCUGACAGCUAUUGCAGCUGACACUGUUGUGCAUGUCCCUGAUCAGGUGGAACUUCUACUAAGCAUAGCUAUGAAAGAUGCCCGUUCAGCGGUUAGGAGGGCUGCUCUCCUCGGGCUUAAGAAGUUGGCAGAGCAUGCUGCUUUGUGGCCCGCUGAAUGUAUCCAGCAUUUAGUGCGGGCCGCGAGUGACAGUCAGGAUGCAGAGCAUACUAUGCUGUGCUUACAAGUAAUGCAGAUGCUGGUGCGGUGCGGCGCUGUGUGCGCGGGCGCGGGCGCGGGCACGCUGCGCAGCUACUGCUUCGACGCCACGCUCAGCGCAGACCUGCGGCAUGCCGCCACCGCAGCGGACGUCCUCACCCGCGUUGUCGUGCACUGCUAUGAGGAGAGUCUUCCAGUUGAAGGUGCUGAUUUAAUGCUAGCUUUGGAAUCACUGGUCAUUGCCACCGGUCAAGCCUCGGGUCACAUAAAGCCACUACGGAUUGCUUUAAGGUGUUUGGUGCAACUGAGUACCGCGGAGCCGAGCCUAUACGCGGAGCGCACGGCGGGCACGCUGGGCGGGCAGCUGGAGGCGGCUGCACGAAGCGGCGCGAGCGGCGAGCGCGUGGCCGCGCUGUUGGAGGCGCUUGCGGCGCUGGGCGGCUCGCCCGCCUGCACGCGCAGCCUACCGCCCGCGCUACCCGCGCUGCAUGCGCUGCUCGCCCGCAGGUACUCUGCUACAUAUACAUCUAUGUCUGCGCUGCUGGAGGCGCUGGCGGCGCUGGGCGGCUCGCUCGACUGCACGCGCAGCCUGCCGCCCGCGCUACCCGCGCUACAUGCGCUGCUCGCCCGAAGGUACUCUGCUACAUAUACAUCUAUGUCUGCGCUGCUGGAGGCGCUUGCGGCGCUGGGCGGCUCGUCCGACUGCACGCGCAGCCUGCCGCUCGCGCUACCCGCGCUACAUGCGCUGCUCGCCCGCAGUUACUCUGCUACAUAUACAUCUAUGUCUGCGCUGCUGGAGACGCUGGCGGCGCUGGGCGGCGCGCCCGACUGCACGCGCAGCCUGCCGCCCGCGCUACCCGCGCUACAUGCGCUGCUCGCCCGCAGGUACUCUGCUACAUAUACAUCUAUGUCUGCGCUGCUGGAGGCGCUGGCGGCGCUGGGCGGCUCGCCCGACUGCACGCGCAGCCUGCCGCCCGCGCUACCCGCGCUACAUGCGCUGCUCGCCCGAAGGUACUCUGCUACAUAUACAUCUAUGUCUGCGCUGCUGGAGACGCUGGCGGCGCUGGGCGGCGCCUCCGACUGCACGCGCAGCCUGCCGCCCGCGCUACCCGCGCUACAUGCGCUGCUCGCCCGCAGGUACUCUGCUACAUAUACAUCUAUGUCUGCGCUGCUGGAGACGCUGGCGGCGCUGGGCGGCGCGCCCGACUGCACGCGCAGCCUGCCGCCCGCGCUACCCGCGCUACAUGCGCUGCUCGCCCGCAGGUACUCUGCUACAUAUACAUCUAUGUCUGCGCUGCUGGAGGCGCUGGCGGCGCUGGGCGGCUCGCCCGACUGCACGCGCAGCCUGCCGCCCGCGCUACCCGCGCUACAUGCGCUGCUCGCCCGAAGGUACUCUGCUACAUAUACAUCUAUGUCUGCGCUGCUGGAGACGCUGGCGGCGCUGGGCGGCGCCUCCGACUGCACGCGCAGCCUGCCGCCCGCGCUACCCGCGCUACAUGCGCUGCUCGCCCGCAGGUACUCUGCUACAUAUACAUCUAUGUCUGCGCUGCUGGAGGCGCUUGCGGCGCUGGGCGGCUCGCCCGACUGCACGCGCAGCCUGCCUUUCGCGCUACCCGCGCUACAUGCGCUGCUCGCCCGCAGGUACUCUGCUACAUAUACAUCUAUGUCUGCGCUGCUGGAGACGCUGGCGGCGCUGGGCGGCGCGCCCGACUGCACGCGCAGCCUGCCGCCCACGCUACCCGCGGUAUAUGCGCUGCUCGCCCGCAGGACCAUAUCAUCAGAAGACGGUUCCGAUGACGGCACGACUCUAGUUCUUCUUUGUACGGUGCUUUUUCAAGAGCGCGCGGCCGCAAAACUAAACUUUCGCAUAAACAACUCCUGGGAAGACAAAAUACUGCAAUCUGUGAUCGAUGUCGAUGGCUGGACGCGGUACAGAGUCGCUAGAGCUGCGCUCAGGUACGGCCAUCACAACUUGGCCGCAAAUAUCUUAAAGCGUCUAUCUGAAGAAGCUCCAAGCGAAGCUGCACAACGCUGGCUCACAGCGCUGUACCGCGCUGCUUCUGCAGACGCUAGAUUAUUAGUGGAAGGCAUAUCAGGCGUGGAGGUAUGCAGCGGGCUGUGGGAGGCGUGCGGGGACGCGGGCGGUGCGGGCGGCGGGGCGGGCGGCGCGUGUGCGGCUGGCUGCGGUGGCUGCGGCGCCUGUACGCCGCUCGCCGCUGCCUGGAUGAGCGCGCGCGCCGCCGCGCUCGCCGCGCUUGCGCAGGCCGCUGCCGCCGCGCGUGCGCUCUGCACUCAGCCACCGCCUGCCGUCGCGCAGGCUGAGAUGGCGCUAAUUUUCUCAAUAGCGCGUCCGGGCAUGGGAAGAUUGGCACCACCGAUGCGACAAACUACCAAAGCAGUGCCAAAAAGUAUCGAGUCCGUAUCGCAGAGGUCUUGUCAAGUUGUAUUUAGAAGCAUAAGGCGAGCACUAAUUUAUUAUGUUUGCAUGUGUGGGUGUGCGCGUGCAGGCGGCGCGGACAGCGUGUGGGCGCGUGGGUGCGGCGGCGGGCGCGCUGCGGCGUGCGGCGCGGAGCCUCGCAGCCGUGGCGCGCCGCUACGAGCACAUCGCACGUACCGCCUUCCACGCGGACCGUUCCACGCUCGCGCACCUCCACAUGAAAUGCCCGCGGAGUUAUUCACUAAGGAGCUAAAAGCGACCACACUAGAAGAACUGAUAGCUCUUACACCAUCCGUGGAACUCUCCAAGAUAUCUACGAAACUUUUUGACAAUCCUACUACUAAUCCCGGAAUUACCCAUAGACACAUGGAGGCGGUGCUGCUCGCGGUGAAGGCGUGCAGCGGCGGUGCGGUGUGGCCACGCGGCGUGUGCGAGGCGCGUGGCGGUGCCGCGCUGUGCCGCGUGUCGCUGGCGCCGGGCUGGCGCGCGCCGGGCGCCGAGCACGCCGCCACGCUGCCGCUCGCGCACCGCCUCGCGCUGCGUCUCGAGGGCGUGGUGCUGCCGCCGCCGCGCAGUAAAAGGCAACCACCGCGACAAGUAAAAGGAGUCCAAAUCACAGUUACGGUCACACCACAUCCACGGACCAUCGAAAAGACGGUGGAGCUGGGGAACGUGCCGGCCGUGCUGCGCGCGGUGCAAACGGUGGCGCCGCUGCGCGACUUCUUCUCGGCGCAGCAGCUGGUGGCGGUGGCCGCGCCCGGCCUCUACACCGUGGCCGUGGACGCCGCCUUCGUGGACCAGCACGGCCAACUCUGGAACACCGGCCCGCGCACCUCCAUCGUCAUCAAGGCGCACGAGGAUCCUGGCAGCAAGGGCAACUCGCAGGCAUCCAGGAGCAGAUUUUAA